AUGCUGUACAGCUUCUUGGAUGCUUUCUCGGGUUAUCACCAAAUUCUCAUGGUAGAGGAAGAUCAAGAGAAGACCUCGUUCAUGGCAGAUUCAGCCAUCUACUGCUACAGGGUCAUGCCUUUUGGUCUGAAGAAUGCUGGAGUAACAUAUCAAAGGUUAGUGAACAAGAUCUUCACCAAGCUAAUUGGGAAAACAGUCGAAAUGUAUGUGGAUGAUAUGGUGGUCAAGAGCAAACAGUUGAAUAGCCAUGUUUCUGAUCCAGAGGAAGUGUUUGCUACGUUACGGAGAUACAACAUGAAGCUCAACUCGACAAAAUGUGCAUUUGGGGUGGCAUCUGGAAAAUUCUUGGGUUUUAUGAUCACGCAUAGAGGAAUAGAGAACGCAGUAAGCGGUGUCUUGGUAAAGGAAAAGGGAAGAGUUCAGCAACCUAUCUACUAUGUAAGUAAAGUGCUCCUCGAUGCAGAAACACGAUACACACUUGCGGAACAGCUCGCCCUUACUUUAGUAAUGGCUGUCAGAAAAUUACGGCCAUACUUCCAGUUACAUCCAAUUGUUGUGCUCACCAACCAACUUCUCAGACAUAUACUUCAGAAGCCGGAUGUCUCAGGAAGACUGCUGAAAUGGGCAAUUGAACUCGGCGAAUUUGACAUAGAAUUCAAGCCACGACCUGCAAUCAAGGCCCAAGCUUUAGCCGACUUCAUAGCAGAGCUUACUCUGAGAUCCUCAGAAACACCAGUCGGGAACCCGAACUCGACCUCAGGAAUAUGGGAAAUUUUUGUUGACAGAGCAUCCAAUAGCUCGGGCUCAGGGGCCGGCGCUAUUAUCACAAGUCCGAACAAGAUUACGGAGAUACAAUGUGCUCUCAGAUUUGAAUUUCAGGCUACCAAUAACGAAGCAGAGUAUGAAGCCGUUAUUAUAGCUCUAGAACUCGCGAAAAAUCUUGAGUGCGAGCACGUCAAAGUUUUUAGUGACUCACAGCUAGUGGUAGCUAUAGCCCAAAAUGCCAAAGCUGAUGCAUUAUCCAAACUCGUCUUCAUGGGUGUUGACGGGCUAGAUAGAACCAUGCACAUCAAGAUGGUUGCAGAAUCAAGUAUAGCCCAGAAGCCAAGUAUCAUGGACAUUGACCAUGAGCCCUCCUGGAUGGAUCCAAUAGUUGAUUACAUAAGUAAUGGCAACAUUCCUACAGACCCUCGGCUCGCCCGAAGCAUUCGACCCUCCGAGUCCCUUCAAGCAAUGACUGAAAUUCACGAAGGCAUUUGUGGAAAUCACCAAGGAUCCCGAGCUCUUGCACAUAAGUUGAUAAGAUUACGUCCGGAAGUGCGACAAGUGCCAAAGUUUGGCAACAUCAUACAUACUCCUAUUGAGGAACUAACAUCUAUUCACUACUCAGCUCCCUUCGAGCAAUGGGGAGUUGAUAUUCUUGGGCCUUUUCCCUUGGCCCGAGGACAAUUAAAAUUUGUAGCUGUGGCAGUGGAGUAUUUUACAAAGUGGGUAGAAGCCAAACCUCUAGCAACAGUUUCAGAGCCAAAGCUCAGAUCAUUUAUAUGGAAGUCCAUCAUAUGCAGAUUUGGGAUACCAAAAGUCCUCAUCACAGAUAAUGGAAGGCAAUUCGACAAUCCCCAGUUCAAGAACUUCUACGCUAGCAAUGGGAUUGAUCAUCGCGUGACCUCGGUCUCACACCUACAAAAUAAUGGGUUAGCCGAAGUAACUAACCGAAUCAUAUUGCAGGACCUCCGAACAAGGAUAGGGGACACCAAAGGUGACUGGCCUGACAUGCUGCCUUCGAUACUAUGGGCAUAUAGGACUUCACACAAGACAGCAACUGGUGAAACGCCAUUCAUGCUUGCUUUUGGACUUGAGGCUAUCAUUCCAAUCGAGGUUAACCUCCCCACACUAAGAAAGCUCGAGACAAAUAAGGAGAUGCAAACUACCUAG
Molecule: messenger RNA, 1935 nt
Organism: Olea europaea var. sylvestris
Lineage: Eukaryota; Viridiplantae; Streptophyta; Magnoliopsida; Lamiales; Oleaceae
Exons: 5
Coding region: 1-1935 (644 amino acids)
Biological process (GO): DNA integration
Molecular function (GO): nucleic acid binding; RNA-DNA hybrid ribonuclease activity
Source: RefSeq, a predicted model, not a curated record